AUGGAUUUUGAAGAAGUGGAGAAUGCCUUUUUAUAAGUAGGUGAUAAUCGACAUAUCUAAUGUCGUAAUAUAAAUAACUAUAAUAAGAGAAAUAAUUAAAGUGAAAACUAUGAGAGAACUUGUAAGACAUAAAAAAGGCAAGAAUAAACACAUAAAGAUAAGAAAUGGACUAGUGAUUCAGAAAGAGAGAAAUAAUUUAAGAAAGUGCAACAAUUUGGAAGGAAGCUAAAGUUAAUGGAGAAAAAAGUCGAGAAGUAAGUGGAUCUCAAAAAGGAUGAUAAAAAGAUUUAGUCUAAGCAUAAGUCGAAACUUAGACAUUAACUAGUAGAAUGA
Paramecium tetraurelia is the source of this 333-nucleotide messenger RNA. RefSeq lists its product as uncharacterized. Lineage: Eukaryota; Ciliophora; Oligohymenophorea; Peniculida; Parameciidae. The transcript has a single exon. The record is from RefSeq and is a predicted model, not a curated record.